GCCGCAGCACUUCCGGGUCGACGCGGAGGCGGGGCGGAGGCGCCGCGGCGGCUGUUAUUGUUCGACUGAGCUCGGCCGGGAGCUGUCUCCGUCAGCUCUGCGGGUGUCAGUUUGUCCGGCUUCCUCUCGGCCCCUCACUCCCGGCGGCUGACGGCGACGGGCUGCGGCGGGCGGGGCCUGGCGUUUCGAGGCCGAGCGGCGCCGGGGUGAGGGGCGCGGAGGAGGAGCAGUAGCAGGAGGAGGAGCCGUGUGCCCUGGCACCGAGCGGCCGCGGCCAUGGCGUACGCCUAUCUCUUCAAGUACAUCAUCAUCGGCGACACAGGUGUUGGUAAAUCAUGCUUAUUGCUACAGUUUACAGACAAGAGGUUUCAGCCAGUGCAUGACCUGACUAUCGGUGUAGAGUUUGGUGCUCGAAUGAUAACUAUUGAUGGGAAACAGAUAAAACUUCAGAUAUGGGAUACGGCAGGGCAAGAGUCCUUUCGUUCCAUCACAAGGUCAUAUUACAGAGGUGCAGCAGGGGCUUUACUAGUGUAUGAUAUUACCAGGAGAGAUACAUUCAACCACUUGACAACCUGGUUAGAGGAUGCCCGCCAGCAUUCCAAUUCCAACAUGGUCAUUAUGCUUAUUGGAAAUAAAAGUGAUUUAGAAUCUAGAAGAGAAGUAAAAAAAGAAGAAGGUGAAGCUUUUGCACGAGAACAUGGACUUAUCUUCAUGGAAACUUCUGCUAAGACUGCUUCCAAUGUAGAAGAGGCAUUUAUUAAUACAGCAAAAGAAAUUUAUGAGAAAAUCCAAGAAGGAGUCUUUGACAUUAAUAACGAGGCAAACGGCAUUAAAAUCGGCCCUCAGCACGCUGCUACUAACGCCACACACGCAGGCAAUCAGGGAGGGCAGCAGGCCGGGGGAGGCUGCUGUUGAGUCCGUUUUUACUGUUUCGCUGCCCAAAUGCGGCAACUCACUUCCUCUUUCGCGCUCUCCUCCUGCUCAGCUGAGACAUGAAACUAUUUGACAUGGUUUUAUGUCACAGGAGACUUUAAUCCUUCAAAUUCUUGUAUAACUUUGAAUAAAUGGUUACUGUUCACUUAAAAAGACAGAUUUUGCAGAUUGUAUUCAUAUCUAUUUGCAUUUGAUUUCUAGGUCAAUUGAUGUGAUUAUUUUUGUUAAAUGUUGUCUUGUGCCCUUACCUACGAACUGAACUGUAUUAAACACUACAAAGUCAUCUUGAGUAUUUUAAAUCAGUUUGUGUGGUUAGGUUUCACACCUGUGGUGACCUAAUGUUUAAUAUUCUAGAACUGUCCUCAAAAAGUUUGUCAAUUUUCAAGGCUAUAAGGAAAACCAGAAGGACUCUUUUAAUUCUGUAUUUAUCACUUACUUUCUGUAUAUACAGUUUAACCUGCUUGGGUGUAAUUUGCCAAGCUUGAAUUCUUUAAUGCAUUUGCAUAAAUUCUAUACUGUUUAGAGCUUAAAGCUACAGAAGCAUUGUUAGGAAUUGCUUGGACACUGAAUUUUAAACUUUUUGACAUUGUUAACAAGCAUGUUCAUCUUUUCUUGUCACUAGUCCAAGAAAAUAUGCUUAAUGUACAUUACUAAAAGCUAUGUAUGUGUUAACCUGUUUUAAUGCCAAAAGUUUGCUGUAUGUCCACAAUUUCUUUAAGACCUCUUCAGAAAAGGAUUUGUUUGCCUUAAUGAAUACUGUUGGGUAAAAACACAGUAUAAUGAGUGAAAUGGGCAGAAGCAAGAACUCCCUACAUCUAAGCGACUCCAAGAAGAAUGAAUGUCCACUUUUAGAUGGCACAUUAUGAGGACUUUAAUCUUUCCUUAAACACAAUAAUGUUUUCUUUUGCUUUUAUUCACAUGAUUUCUAAGUAUAUUUUUCAUGCAGGACAGUUUUUCAACCUUGAUGUACAGUGACUGUGUAAAAUUUUUCUUUCAGUGGCAACCUAUAAUCUUUAAAAUAUGGUAAGCAUCUUGUCUGUUUUGAAGGGGAUAUGACAAUAAAUCUACCAGAUGGAAAAUCCUGUCAAAAGUAGAAAAGCUUUAGUAAUUUACUCAGUGUGGUGGUUUUAUCCCUUUUUUUUUUUUCCUCUCCCUUGGUCUAUAAUGAAAUUGUUACAGCAGUGCAAAAUAAAAUCCUAUGUAUAAAA
Messenger RNA from Ailuropoda melanoleuca (giant panda), 2141 nucleotides. It is a transcript of the gene RAB2A, whose product is annotated as RAB2A, member RAS oncogene family. The transcript is spliced from 8 exons. Lineage: Eukaryota; Metazoa; Chordata; Mammalia; Carnivora; Ursidae. The record is from RefSeq and is a predicted model, not a curated record. Bases 277 to 915 code for a protein of 212 amino acids. Gene Ontology annotation, molecular function: GTP binding; GTPase activity.